This is a messenger RNA of Myripristis murdjan (pinecone soldierfish), 1922 nucleotides long. RefSeq names its product VPS28 subunit of ESCRT-I (gene vps28). Gene Ontology annotation, biological process: protein transport to vacuole involved in ubiquitin-dependent protein catabolic process via the multivesicular body sorting pathway. The record is from RefSeq and is a predicted model, not a curated record. The transcript is spliced from 10 exons. The coding region runs from base 120 to 791 and encodes 223 amino acids. Gene Ontology annotation, molecular function: protein-containing complex binding. NCBI's taxonomy places the organism in Eukaryota, Metazoa, Chordata, Actinopteri, Holocentriformes, Holocentridae. Gene Ontology annotation, cellular component: ESCRT I complex.
CGCGGCGCGACGGACACCUAAUAUUUUGACGUCUGUGGGUCCUCACGGGAGGGUGUGUUUACAUUGUCGUCACAACAUUUUGCCGAAGGAGAUCAAGCUCACACACACCAGCUGCUGCCAUGUUCCACGGAAUACCAGUGACAGGAGGGAUAGGAGGAGCCCCAGCCAAUAAGCCUGAGUUAUAUGAGGAGGUGAAGCUAUACAAAAAUGCAAGAGAACGAGAGAAGUAUGACAACAUGGCGGAGUUGUUUGCUGUCGUCAAAACUCUUCAGGCUCUGGAGAAAGCUUACAUCAAAGACUGUGUCACACCAAAUGAGUACACGGCUUCUUGCUCAAGACUUUUGGUUCAGUAUAAGGCUGCUUUCAAACAGGUCCAGGGCUCUGAUGUGGGCUCCAUCGAUGACUUCUGCAGGAAGUACAGGCUUGAUUGCCCACUCGCCAUGGAGAGGAUUAAGGAGGAUCGGCCAAUCACCAUCAAGGAUGACAAGGGCAAUCUGAACCGCUGCAUUGCAGAUAUAGUUUCUCUCUUCAUUACUGUGAUGGACAAGCUGAGACUGGAGAUCAGGGCCAUGGAUGAGAUCCAGCCAGACCUGAGAGAGCUGAUGGAGACUAUGAACAGAAUGAGCAACAUGCCUCCAGACUCUGAGGCUAAAGACAAAGUCAGCCUCUGGUUGACCACCCUCAGCAGCAUGUCGGCCUCAGAUGAACUGGAUGAUUCUCAGGUUCGUCAGAUGCUGUUUGACCUCGAAUCGGCCUACAAUGCCUUCAACCGCUUCCUCCACUCCUCUUAAACCGUCCCUCCAUCCUACAUCCAUCUGUCUGGACUUCUCCCUCUAAUACCUGAUUAAAAAAAUGAAGCACUCUACCUUUGUAGAGAGUGUAUCUGCGUCUGGACAGGUGUUCUUGUUCACACCCUCUUUCCCUUCCUUUCCUCUGUCAGCAUUAGUUUCCUGUGCUCCUAUUGAUGUUCUGUACCAUUCAAUCUCUUGACGUGACUGUCUCUGGUACAUGGUUGUGCACUCCAGAGCAGCUCUCGAUGCUGUCUGCAGCCUUGCCCACUGGGCUCUACCUGUGCUGUGAGGUGCUCCAUUAGCCUCCCUUUUACCCAAAGCAGGGUGGUAAAUCCUUUUACAUCGUCCGUUCACCCUGCUCUUGAGAAUAGUUUACUUCUCACUUUGUAAUAUCAAAAAGGGUCUAAUUUUAUACGUAAGUGUCACAGAGCAACAAAAAGCAUGACAAAAUUAUAUUGGACAAAGUGUGCACAAGAUGAAAGGUUGUGUCAGCCAAAGCCUUUAUAUAAUUAGAAAGAAGUAUAUACCUUUUUUUUUUUUUUUUUUCCUAAAUAUGUGCCCGCUACCUGAUGGGGCUCAAAAAUCAUACAAAAUUUAGGAGUCAGAUUUGCAUUUUUUUUUUCUCGGCUGUGUAAUCACUUUUCUAAUGCAUCAGAUCUGUUUUUACUGCAGUAUACUUACACUAGUGUUUGUCAGUACAGUAAAAGAAGCUGAGAAAGGGUAAAUCUGCUUCGUCUAUCAGUUGAUGUAUAUUAAUGAUAUUCAACUGAAAUAAUUGUCUGGCUUUAAAGAUCACUGUAGCACACUUCAAAUUCAUCAUUACAUUGGUGGAAGAAAUGUUUAUGUUUACUUGUUUUCCUCUUUGUGCAUAUUUUCUAUCACUAGCACUGUUUUCAGUUAAUAUGUCUAGUUCAGAUUUUGUCUAGAAGCGAGGGUUUGGCCACAUUGAGUGGGCAAAAGAGAGGUGGACACAAACCCCUCCUAAUUUUGCUUACUAAAUAUGUUUCAACCCUCAACAACAAUUAGGGAGAACAUAUUUAUUAAGAAUUAUCAUUGUAAAUAAUAGUUUUGAAUUUUAAAUAAAACAUGUAACACCUUUUUAGAAAUAAAGCUGAAAAAAAAAUCUACCUC